AUGAUACCUUUAUAUGUGUAUAAUGGAGAUGCAUACGUUUGGAAUUCUGAUGAUUGGCAAACUCUACGAAUAAACCAUAGAAUAUGCGGUGCACUGAUUGGUACGGUUCCUUCUUUUCCUCGACAAAAUGAUUUUCAAGGGUUACCAAUGGUUUUAAUGACAGAAGAAGCGGUACUGCUAGUAAAAAAAGGAAUUUGUGAGCUUAUCGAACUACCAGGCAUAAAUAACAGUCUAUCUGAAGAACAAAAACAGGAAAUGAAAGAGGUUGACCAAAAAAUUUUAGAAGAGCAAUCUGAUGCAUUAAGGAAGAGAAAAAUAGAACAAUUAUCACAAAAAAUAGACAUCAUACUUGCAGGCAAAAAGCAAAAAUUAUUAUCUAAGGGAAUAUUUAAUGCAAACCUAGAUAAAGACAUUUUGUUACAAGAAGAAAUAAACAAACUACCUAAAUUGGCUCCUGCUCAUGUUUUAGUACAUCUGCCAACUGAACAUUUUAUAAAUACAGAGCAUAAAAGAAGUUCUAUAAGUGUUUUAAGACCCAGUGUUUUUGAUAGAGAAGGUUCAGCUCGUUAUGCAGUUUUUAAAGAUUUAUGGGAAAAGGGUCACUAUAUUACAAGUGGUUCAAAAUUUGGAGCAGACUAUCUUGUAUAUCCUGGUGAUCCAGUAAAAUUUCAUGCAAUA
Brenthis ino (lesser marbled fritillary) is the source of this 678-nucleotide messenger RNA. NCBI's taxonomy places the organism in Eukaryota, Metazoa, Arthropoda, Insecta, Lepidoptera, Nymphalidae. The record is from the annotation of a GenBank genome assembly.